This is a messenger RNA of Periophthalmus magnuspinnatus, 1517 nucleotides long. It is a transcript of the gene ppme1, whose product is annotated as protein phosphatase methylesterase 1. Gene Ontology annotation, biological process: protein demethylation. Bases 173 to 1303 code for a protein of 376 amino acids. Lineage: Eukaryota; Metazoa; Chordata; Actinopteri; Gobiiformes; Gobiidae. The record is from RefSeq and is a predicted model, not a curated record. The transcript is spliced from 14 exons. Gene Ontology annotation, molecular function: protein methylesterase activity.
AGAAGUCAGAUGCUAACUGUUAGUCACCGUUAGCUUGUCCGUCUCACAAGCGCAGUUUAAUCCCGAUGUGUGGCUAGCCCAGGCGCAGGUGUCAAACAAAAUCCUAUGCUGCGAAAGGGAGGAGGUUCACGGUUAACAUUUCCUGACUGACACGGGCUUCAGAGGCACCAGAAUGGAGAGGCAGCUGCAUUUAAAUCUACUCGCCUCCAGACCACCAAUGCCCGGUGGUUUUCAGUCCGGCGGCUCCAAAAUGAAAAUGGGACCUGGUCGAAAGAGAGAUUUCACCCCACUGUCCUGGAGCCAGUACUUUGAAACAAUGGAGGAUGUUGAAGUUGAAAAUGAUAAUGGCAAAGAUAUUUUCAGGAUUUACUGCAGCGGUGCCCACGGUCCAGUGCUGCUCCUGCUUCAUGGAGGAGGACACUCCGCUCUCUCUUGGGCCGUUUUUACUGCUGUUAUUUGCAGCAGGAUCGACUGCAGGGUUGUGGCCAUGGACCUCAGAGCUCAUGGUGACUCCAAAGUAAGAGAUCCUGAUGAUCUCUCCGCUGAGACAAUGGCCAAGGAUGUUGGCAAAGUGGUUGAGUCACUUUAUGGUGAUAAUCCACCUCCUAUUAUGAUAAUUGGACAUAGUAUGGGUGGAGCUAUUGCAGUGCAUACUGCAUCAGCCAAUCUUAUACCAUCACUGAUUGGCCUGUGUGUUAUUGAUGUUGUAGAAGGCACAGCGAUGGAUGCUUUAAACAGUAUGCAGAAUUUUCUUAGAAGUCGUCCAAAGACAUUUAAAUCUCUUGAGAAUGCGAUUGAAUGGAGUGUUAAGAGUGGGCAGAUUCGAAACAUUGAAUCAGCUCGUGUGUCAAUGGGAGGUCAGGUAAAAAAAUGUGAAGAAUCCUGCAGCAGUCCAGGUGUGUCAAAAAGCAUUGGGGAAGGCAUUAUUGAAGAGGAUGAAGAGGAGGAAGUAGCAGAGGAAACAAGUAAGAAAAGGCUGAAAGAAGAUGACCCAGAAAAGGAAGAUGUGUUUACCUGGCGAGUGGAAUUGUCAAAGACGGAGAAGUACUGGGAUGGCUGGUUCAGAGGUCUCUCUGCUCUGUUUCUCACCUGCUCUGUGCCAAAACUGCUCUUACUUGCAGGAGUAGACAGACUUGAUAAAGAUCUUACAAUUGGACAGAUGCAAGGAAAGUUUCAGAUGCAGGUUCUGCCUCAGUGUGGCCAUGCUGUCCAUGAGGAUGCUCCUGAAAAAGUAGCAGAUGCUUUAGCAACAUUUAUGGUUCGGCACAAAUUCACUGAGUUUAAAGAAGGAUUUCUGUGCUAAUGUAUCAUUUCCUGUGUAACAACAGAAAAUGAUACAGGAAAGAUCCCCAAACUCAUCAUCAGAACCACAAUCCUGCAAUUCAGCAGCAAUUAAAUACAUUUAUUAUUAUUAUAGGUAUUAUUUUUGUGUAGAUACUUUGCCUCUCAGCUUUGCCUUAUUUGUAUUUAAAAUAAUGGAUUUGAUUGUAAUUUUCUUUUUUCUUUCUUUUUUUUAU